CGGGCCGGUGGUCGGACGCGCUGUGGCGGCGAGCUGGAGGACUGGCUGACGGCCUCCAAGAAGCCUACAGGCCUCGCAGGAAAUUGAGGAUUGCUAUGGCCUCAGUUUGACAAGAACUACCUUGCUGUUUUCACAGAAAUCUCAUUGAAGAAUAAGCUCAAAGGAACAUUUGUCUCUCCAUGAUUCUGUUACUAGCAAAUAUUUUCAAUAAUCAUGCUUAUGUUUGACCUGUGCUAAGGAACCCAUCGAAGGUUCUAUAACUCUAUUGCAAAAGCACCUGUCUUUUUUGGUGAAUGUUCCUAAAGGCCUUUCCUGAACCAGCUUGAGAGGCACAAGCCUCUUGGAACCUACAACAUGGAAGCUUUGGAAGUGGAUGAUAUCAGCCCAGCCUUAGAGGUUACUGAGGAUUUCUUUAGUACCUUUGAUAGCAAGCUAGAAAAGGCUGUGCAGCAAGCAGAGGUUUAUGGGAUUCAGGAAGUCCCUGAGCUGGUAGGGCAUGAAGUACUCAGUAACAGAACAGACAAUGGUGCUAUGAGAAAUGUUGCCUCCCUGGGCAAGGGGGGCAUGAUUUGGGAGCACUGUCAGAGCAGACUCUUAGAAACCAAAGCUCAAAAUGUCUAUCCUGCCAAAGAACAGUGUAUGGUCCAGAGAGGGACAACCCCAGAUAAUCUAUCCUGGAUGGAACAAAAGGAAGCAUCAACGUUUAAUUUUUUCAAUAUCUGUCAGCGUCGGAGAGAUAGACCUCGUUCUGUGAAUGACUUACUGGAGGAGACCUCCACUUUCAAGCCAGGGCAUGCUCGAUCAAGGUCAGAUGUUACCCAAGCAGACUGGCGAGUCAUCCUCAAAACCAUGCCUUUGCAUCAACAGCAGCGGCAGCAGCCAUCUCUUCAAGGCCCUCAUAUCACCAGGCCCUCUUUCCUGUUGCCCUUACCAAGUAAGGUAGAAGAUGCGCAAGGAAAUACUGAGCACAAACAAACAUUCCCAAACAUUCUGAAGAAGGGUUACCUGGAAAUUAGGAAGGACCACGACAGUUACUGGCAAAGCUGUUACGCAGAACUCUCACCCUAUAACUUAUGCUUCUACAGUCUUGACAACAGUGGGAAUCAAAACCUCUGUGCCACAUACCAGCUUUCACACUUCCAGAGCAUAUCUGUCUUGGGUCAGCUUGAGGCCAGGAUGGUGGAUACUGUCCUCUAUGACAACACUCAGCUACAGCUCAAAGCAGAGUCACCGUGGGAGGCUUUGGACUGGGGGCAGAAGCUCUGGGAAGUUGUGCAGGCUGCUGUGCCUGGUUACAUGGGACGACAGGAUGAACUGGUGAUCUCACCUGGGCUCAGCCACCAUGUUAACUGUACACAGAAUCAUUGUUUACAGAAGAAAGCCCAUGGGCUGCUACCACCAUCCCCUGGCUUGGAUAGCCCCAAGCAGUACCAAAACAUCCUCAAAUCAGGGACACUUUACAGACUGACUGUCCAGAAUAACUGGAAAGCAUUUACGUUUGUGCUAAGCAAGGCCUACCUUCUGGCCUUUCAGCCCGGCAAGCUAGAUGAGGAUCCCCUGUUGAGCUACAAUGUAGAUGUGUGUCUGGCUGUCCAGAUAGAUCACCUGGAUGGCUGUGACUCUUGCUUUCAAGUCAUUUUCCCCCAGGAUGUCCUCCGCCUCCGAGCCGAGACCAGGCAGAGGGCUCAGGAGUGGAUGGAGGCUCUGAAGACAGCGGCCAAUGCGGCAAGGAGUUGGGAGCAGAACUUGCAAGUCACAUUGAGGAGUAAACCCAAGGAACAAGUGGAGGGGCAUGAACUCAGGAAGAACAAACGUCAGUCCGUGACCACCAGCUUCCUAAGCAUCCUGACAACUUUAUCUUUGGAGCGAGGACUUACUGCUCAGAGUUUCAAAUGUGCAGGAUGCCAGUGUUCUAUCGGCCUUUCCAAUGGGAAAGCCAAGGUGUGCAAUUACAGUGGGUGGUACUACUGCAGCAGCUGCCAUGUGGAUGACAGCUUCCUCAUCCCAGCCCGCAUAGUGCACAACUGGGAUACUUCAAAAUAUAAGGUGUCUAAGCAGGCCAAAGAGUUCCUGGAGUAUGUGUAUGAAGAGCCCCUGAUCGACAUCCAACAGGAGAACCCCAUGCUGUACCUCCAUGCCGAGCCGCUGGCCACCGUGGUGCGCCUGCGGCAGCGGCUAAAAUCACUGAGAGCCUACCUGUUCAGUUGCCGGGCAGCGGUGGCAGAGGAUCUGCGUCGCAGAAUCUUCCCUCGAGAAUACCUCCUUCAGCAGAUCCACUUGUACUCCCUCGCCGACCUGCAGCAGGUAAUAGAGGGAAAACUGGCUCCAUUCUUGGGCAAGGUCAUUAAAUUCGCUACUGCACACGUGUACAGCUGCAGCCUCUGUAGCCAGAAGGGGUUCAUCUGCGAAAUCUGUAACAAUGGCGAGAUCCUCUACCCUUUUGAAGAUAUUUCAACCAGCAGGUGUGAGAGCUGUGGAGCCGUCUUCCAUGCUGAAUGCAAAGAAAAGUCUGUCCCCUGCCCACGGUGCGUCCGACGAGAGCUGCAGAAGAAGCAAAAGUCCUUCUGGCGGCAGCUGAAUGUGGACGAGAGCCUGGAGGAGGCAUGCACCAUGUUUGAGCUGUCCUACCAGAACACCUGACUACCAGGCCACUGCCAGCAUGCACCCUGCAGUGGCCCGUGACCAAGUGGCUCCCAGGCAACCACACGCAGCAGAGAUGAAGGGCCUGUCUCCUCUUCCGUUAGAUGUAGCUACCUACGUUUAUUUUACUUACAUGUAUACACACCUGUACGUCCUGUACAUAUGUUCUGUACAGAUCGUCUAACGAGGCAGCAAGCCUCUGUGGAUGAAAACCUACCCACAUGCUUGGCCAUGAACUUCAGCUGCUUGUUCCUAGCACCUGUGGUUUACAUACAAUGCUUUAUAUAGUUCAGAGUUUUUUGUUUUAUUUUGUUUUGUUUGGCCUUUUAGGGGCCAUUUUUACAUAUGACAUAGGAAGAAGCAUUUCCUGCAGUCAAACACUGCUUUGUUUAUUUCUGUAUUAUGUAUUUUUAGCUUUCACAGGGACGAGGGGAACUGAGGCAGGCACUGUCAUCAUCUGUUUCAUAAGGAAAUCUGCAGAAUACAGAAACAUGCCUGGAUCCUUCCAGGACCCCGUGUCCCUGGCAGAGACCAGGAUCUCUGGAGUAGAGGUGUGAAGCAGGGAGCCAAGCACAUGGCUGUCUCUGACAAAAAGCACUGCCCUGAACUGAGGAGAAGGCUGCUUCUGGUUUUGAAGUUAAUCCCUGAGUUUUCUCCUAAGGAAAGGAGAGGCCUCUGUGACCAAUAACUGCAUGUCUUCUGUUUGCUGGUACGAAUUCCAACACCUGCCUAACCACACAGUCUCCAGCACAUCGGCCACAUUACAACAUGGCUGUCUUAAGAACAGUUUUCCAAAGAUGUUGUGGUGGUAUUUGUGAUAUUUUUCAUGGUGUUGGCUGGAGGAACUUAGAAAUGUCAUUAAAGACAUCAGUGAGUAGACUGGUAGACUAGAUGGUCCGGAUCUUGGAAGAAGCCUUCUUCAGCUUUCUUUCACAGUGUACUGUGCCGGCAGUUCCUACAUGGUCAUUGGAAUGCUUUAUUUCUGUGUUCCUCACUGCACUUCCAUUCUGGCCUUUGUCAAUUUAACCACUUUUGUGUUACUUUUUGUUUAAAAAAUCAGUAAUUUUUGAAAAAAAAAAAAUCCAAUUUUAAGCUAUCAAGAAAAUACCAAAAAAAUUAAUGAAUUGCAUCUAAUAGCAUUUAAGUAGAUAUAUAUAAUUGCUAUUCUAAAGUAAAAAGUACUAAAAUAACAUCCAAGGAAUAAGAAAUAUAACCAACUGCUUUGCUAUUUGGCAGGGUCAUGUCCUCCUACUGCAGUGUCCCUGUAAGAACUAGCAUGGCACGGACCAUGACUGAGGUGGCAGGUAGGACAGCACUGGAAACCUGAUUGCUCCCUUCUUCCUGCCUUGGCUCUACAGAACAAGAGAAUAUUCUUAUAACAAAACAAUUCUCAAGAGACUUCAGAAGAUGGUCAAGGGUCUUUCACACUGAGCAGAUGUGAUCCAUGCGUUCAUGGCUUGGUCGUCCCAUGGCUGCUGGGGGCUGGGGAAGCAGUGGCUCAUGGAGGAUAUGGUGCAUUCACCUCCACACCUUGCUCCCUCCAGAGGCCAGCUCCUGACACGUCUGUCUAUCCAGAGACAUUUCACAGUGACUUUCCUGCAGUUAGAUGUAAGCAAUGCACCUCCCAGCCCUUUGGCCCCAAACCACGUGUUUCAACUUAAUAACUGAGCACCAUGCAUGCAUUUAUUUUCUGAUUUUACAGUAGUGUGACCAAGGCAUGAAACUUGGUGAGAAUCCAGAGCCCUGUUCAUGAGACACCUUGUUGGGUGCCUUUUACUCUUAGAAAAAGCAGGUUGACUCACACUCCCUCCCCCCAAUUAUCGAAAGUGUGCAUACAAAAGGUAAGAGGUGGAAAGUGUCUCAAACACUUGGCAAACAGAUUUGAUCAUCUCUUCUCCUCCCCUUUGUGAAAUACAGUAUUUAUAUUUUCCAGCCCCAGAGAAGAUAGUUGAACAUGAUCUUUCACAAGAGAAUUAUAGACCUGCUUAUUAUAAAACAGAUGUGCUCCCAUGGCAAAGUGCCUUCCCCCUCUGCUCCCAGCCCUGUCACUGGGAGCUUGCUUUUACCUUCACUGGAACUAAUGUAUCUGUGAUUCCGACCUUAGCAAAGCUCUUCCUAGCUUGCUGUGUUUGGAGACCUGAAGUUCAAGGCUGUCCCCACCCUCCUAACAUGUUUGCUGUGUACAGAAUGUUUUAUCCCUACUCACAGGCAUCCAGGAUGAGACCUGCCACAAGUCAAGGGUGACAUUUUGGAUCCCUGAUCUAAACACCUUUGUUUUCGCCAGAAUCCACUUAGCAGGCCCUGCAAAAUAUUAGCAGUCCCUGGGAACUCCUAACAGUUUUCCACCCAUAUCACUCUCUGCUUAUUUUCAAAAGGAAAAAAAAUAAUAAAUGCACCAUCACCAUCAGCUACCCAGAACUGGAACUGAGUCCCUGCUGCUUCUGUUUUCUCUCCUUUUUGUACGAUGCUGACAGCCUGGUUCAUGCCAGCCAUGGGCCUACAACAACAUUCUCUGCCAACACCACUAAAAUCUGCUAGGAUAGAGUGGAGCCAGCUUCCAAGUUGGGUCUGCCAUGAAAAUUCAAAAUUGCUAUUUUCAGCCCAGAAUGCCUUAGAGCACAUGAACACCCUUACUGUUUUCCACCCUAACAAAUUGCUUGGUGCAGUGUUAGGUAAUUGUUCCACUGCUUAGAAACUGUAAGAACAAAAGCAAGUCUGUUGACAAAUCCCUCCUUCUGACUGUGCUAAUACCUGCUUUGCCUCGUGUUCCAUGGUAAAUAUCUUUGCAUGACAUAACAUAUGAGAAAGUGGCCAAUUACUCUCCUGUGACUGGCCGGGUCCAGGGAGCUACUUCUCACUCAAAGGCCCAAUCCCUGCUACACACUUGAGGAACUCCUUCCCUGGUGCCAGAAACACUCAUGUGAGACCAUCCAGCCCUGCUGAAAUGUUGGCUUCUAACCUGAGGUAAAGAAGCCAGCCCCUAAAAUAGACCUCAGUGUGCACAGCCACAGAAAGGGCCACAGAACGUUCACAAAGCAGGCAACUGCAGUGCAAGUAUUCUUUCCAGGGCUGCCUGUUCCAGAUAUGGCAUCUUUAUAGGAAAACCACACAUGCCAAGUAUUGUGCCCUAUCCGAUUUCCUCGCCUGUUCAGGGGCCCGUGUGACAGUCAUUCCGGUGGCUGUAGUGCUGAGGUCCAUCCUGCUGGGAGUAGAACCAUUUGGUGAGAUGAGAGGGUAGUCACUUGGGUCUUCUAGAUGAAGCCACCACCACACAGAAUGCGGCUGUAGGACUCGGGACUUGUGCUUUCCAGCAUAGUGGUGCCCUUUAGACUCCUGAAACGGAGCUGUGCUAUGACUUCCCUUGGACACCAUAAAGACCAAAGUGUGUAUACCGUCCUGUAUAUACUGUCCUGCUUUCCGAUCGCAGUCCUCCUGAUAGCUUCUGUGUGUCACAUGCACACAUU
Messenger RNA from Octodon degus (degu), 6104 nucleotides. RefSeq names its product pleckstrin homology domain containing M3 (gene Plekhm3). Bases 355 to 2640 code for a protein of 761 amino acids. The transcript is spliced from 8 exons. The record is from RefSeq and is a predicted model, not a curated record. Lineage: Eukaryota; Metazoa; Chordata; Mammalia; Rodentia; Octodontidae.